Molecule: messenger RNA, 2975 nt
Organism: Rubroshorea leprosula
Lineage: Eukaryota; Viridiplantae; Streptophyta; Magnoliopsida; Malvales; Dipterocarpaceae
Source: the annotation of a GenBank genome assembly
CUCCUUCUUUUUGGCCCUUCUGCACUCAUCUCCUUCUCCAUCUCCAUUGCUUCCCAUCUCCAUUACUUCCCAUCUCCAUUGACGCCUCUGAUUCCUUCAAUUUUUCAGAUAUAAUCCCAUGCCGUCGACUUAAUCCCUAGCACCCAUUAUUUUCACCCCAUUCUCCUGCUACAAUUCGUCAUCUCUGUCGACAGUCACCCCUGUUUCUUCGAAGGACGGAAUUAAGAUGAAUUUUUCUCCAAUUUCACAACAAAUAUCUCAAAAUGAAAUUGAUGGGAACAACUGCUUAGUCAGCAAUGACAACUUCUUAACUGUAUAAAUGGAUGAUCUUGAGGGGUUAGAAGAGAUUUCUACUAGUACUGCUAUGGAAAUUGAAGGACCCAAAAUGUUGGGUGAAGAUGACAUUAUUGGUGGGAUGCCUUGUAAAGAUAUGCACUUUACUUCGGCUGAUGAAGCUCGUGAAUUUUAUAAUGAAUAUGCCAAAAGAAUGGGAUUUAGUAUUCGCACGGAGUCAGCAAAGAGGUUGUCCCCAGAUGGACCUGUUAAUCGAAAAUAUUUUGUUUGCUACAAGGCAGGAAAAAAGAGAAAUUAUCAGCCUAAAAAAAAGGGAACAUGUGACCGUCCAGAUCGAGUAAAUUGUUGUGCUCGAAUGUCUGUUCUCUUGAAAGAUGGAGUUUGGAUUAUAAGCCAAUUUAUUGAUGAACAUAACCAUGAGAUGUUUAACUCCCCAAAUAAAGUAAAAAAGCUACGGUCCCACAACAAAGAACACUUGUUGCCGGAGACAAUUGAGUUAAUGGAUCAAUAUAAACAAGCUGGCUGUGGACCUUCUAGAAUUGCAAGACUUUUGAAUGUGACAAGCAAUGGUACAUCGAAUAUUACCCCACAACAAUGUCAACAACAUUUGAGGAAAAAAAGGGAGAGCAACAUUGGUCACGAGUGUAUGAUGGUUAUGCAACAAUUCCUAUUCAUGACUGCUUCAGAUGAAAAUUUUUACCAUGCCAUAGAGAUUGAUGAAAAUGGUGUUUGUAGGAGCUUGUUUUGGGCAGAUGGGAGAGCUAGGGAAAUGUAUCAAAAUUUUGGUGAUGUUGUGGUUUUUGAUGUGACAUAUCGGACUAAUACAUUUCUUUUACCAUUUGCUCCAUUUACUGGUGUGAACCAUCAUGGGCAGUCAACUUUGUUUGGAUGCGCCCUCCUAUUGGAUGAACAGGAAGAUAGCUUUGUGUGGUUAUUUGAGUGGUGGCUGCGGUGCAUGGGGGGUAAAGCACUUGGUGCAAUUAUCACUGACCAGGACCCAGCAAUCACUAAUGCAAUUAAAAGGGUUUUUCCGAACACACAUCAUAGGUUUUGUAGUUGGCACAUCUCACUCCAUGAGGAUGAGCAUCUUCGGGCUUUAAGAUCAUCAUAUAAUCCUGGAUUUGAUGAACAAUAUUAUAAGUGGGUGAGAAAAAGUAAAACUAUUGAAGAAGUCGAGAAUGCAUGGAAAAAGUUGAAGGAGAAAUAUAAACAAGAGUUUAUGGAGCCAUUGACAGAGAAGCAACGCAAUGAAAAAAAGUCCUGGAAAUGGUUAGAAAGCAUGUAUGAGCAACGAUAUAGUUGGAUUGAUGUGUAUUUGAGGGACACAUUUUUUGCUGGAAUGAGAUCAAGUCAACGAAGUGAGAGCAUUAAUUCAUUUUUUGAUGGUUAUGUGAACUCUAUGACACCAUUAUCCGAGUUUGUUGGCCAAUAUGCUAAAGCUCUACAAUGUCGUCGUGAUGAGGAAGUGAAUGAAGACAUGUGGACAAUGAGAGCAAAGCCAAAUCCGUGUCACUUGCAUAAGUUAGAAGUUCGAGCUGGAAUGGUUUACACUAGAAAGAUAUUUGCUAAAUUUCAGAGUGAGUUCAAAGAUUCUUUAUAUUGUGUGCAUGAUGAAGUAGCUAUUAAUGAUGGGAUGACCACAUAUGAUGUUAGUUAUGGGUUUGGGGGCAAGGUUGAUUCACACUCCGUGCGAUGUGGUCCGUCCAAGGAGGAGUUUGCUUGUACUUGUGGGAAGUUUGAGACUCGUGGCAUUUUGUGUAAACAUAUUCUUCACAUAAUGAUGCAAUGUUAUAGAAUGGAAGAGAUUUCUGAACAAUACAUUUUGGCUAGAUGGACCUUGGCAUAUAGAUAUAGUAGUAAACAAGCUCAAUUGAUAAGUACAUCAAAAGAAUUAGUGGUUUCUGCACUUGCUUCUUGGAAUCUUCGAAAAUCUCUUAAUGAAGUGCAUGACCAAGCAGUAAGUCAUGGCAAACUUUAUAAUGUUGCUGCAGCAGUGGUGGAAGAUUUGAAAAGGCAAUUAUAUAAUAUUAGAAAGGAGCUUGAAGGUUUGGUUACUGAACAAAGUGAGCAAGAUUUUGGUGCUCGAGCAAUAUCUCAAGAUUUAAUUUCAAGUAACAUAGAUAUUCGUGAUCCGGAAAAGGUUAGAACCAAGGGUCGACCAAAGGAACUUUCUAGGAUUCUUGCAGGAAAACAAGUGUCACAAAAUACAGCUCAUAGUAGAAGACGAAUUUGUAGCACAUGUGGUAUUAAAGGUCAUGAUUCUAGGACUUGUGGAAAGACAAAAGACAAGAUAGAGCUUACCGUCCUUGGUCCCUUCUCUUCGAUGGAGAUGAUGAAUUGCAGUGGAAUUGGAGGAUUCGGAGGAGUGGAUGGAGAUGAGAGGCGAUGGAGAAGGAAUCGGAGAAGAGGCAAAGGCAAAAGAGGCAGAGGGGAGGGGCUAAGAGGCGAUGGAGGCGAUGGAGAAGGAAUCGGAGAAGAGGCAAAGGCAAAGGCAAAAGGGAGGGGUUGAGAGGCGAUGGAGAACAAAUCGGAGAAGAGGCAAAGGCAAAAGGGGCAGGGGCAAAGGCAAAGGGGAGGGUUGAGAGGCGAUGGAGAAAGAAUCCGAGAAAAGGCAAAGGCAAAAAGGGCAAGGGCAAAGGCAAAGGAGAGGGGGCUGAGAUUAAUAAAACGGCGUCGUUUGG